CGGCACGGGAGAUUUGUUCGUCUAUAUCGCUAUUCUUCCUUUGUUAUUGCUAAAUUUUCCUCAUCCAAGCUUCCGAAAAGGAAGGCUCAUACCUGCUCGUCCAUGUAAACAUCAAAAAUACUUCCUCGCUGCUCCCUUGGUGAAUCUCUCACCUUUGUUCCCCCUAACAAUGGCGUCCAAACUCACAUCCCACCUCCCUUUCGGCCACUCCAAAUCCCCGUCCCAAUCCUCUGACUCCGAAACCUCCCUCACAACCCUCCUAACCGAAGACCAAUGCGCCGAUCUCACCUUCCUGAUCGCCAUAAUAACCGCGGCGAUGCAUAAAUCACAUCUAGACACUUUUACCGCAGAAGAAACGCCGUCCCAGAAUGCGAAAAAGUCAGAAGAGGAAGCACUGAAGGUUGCACCCAGCAAUCCCGAAGACGUCGAUGUUGAGAAGGAAGAUAAGCUGCGCAAAGAGAAGAAAGAGAGAGUGGAAGAUGCGAGAAAAGAGUUGGAGAAGCCGGAAGUGCAGGAGCUGAAGAAGGAGAUGUUGAGGUAUUUUGAUGAGUGGAGGGGCAGGGUUAUCAUACGGGUGGGAGAGGUUGUGAAUUCAAGGGAGGAGGCCAAGGAGCAGAGUAAACAGGUUCCGGAUCCUAAGAUUGAGCAGAGUGUUAAGAGACAGAAUACAUCGUUGAGGAGAAUUGCUGAUAUCGAAGACAAGGGCGAAGACGAGGAUAUAGUGUUUAAGGAGCUGUAUCCGCCUGUUAGGACGAGCUUGAUGGAGCUGGAGGAGAAUAAAAGAGCACUAGUCUUGCAUAGUUUAGUGCUUAUUUUGUUAAGUUUAGAGCACUAUUCUGCGCAUUCGAGGAUCCUGCUUCUGCAUCUUACAAGAUCGCUCAACCUCGACCUUUCAAUCUUAAAGCAGGACGAAGAAACUAUUGCAAGAGGUCUGCUAGAAGUCGCAGACCAGCAACUCAAUGCCGAUGCCGAAACGAAGAAGAAAGUCGAGUCGUCGGCGACAUCUCGGAAAUGGAAAGUUGGCCUUGCCGGUGUGGCCGGUGCGGCCCUCAUCGGUGUCACUGGUGGACUCGCAGCACCACUCCUCGCAGCCGGGAUUGGCACUGUCAUGGGUGGUCUCGGUCUCGGCGCUACAGCAGCAGCAGGCUAUCUGGGGACGCUUGCAAGUUCAUCUGUUCUUGUUGGCGGACUCUUCGGUGCGUACGGAGCACGUAUGACAGGGAAAGCCAUGGAUGACUAUGCUCGAGAAGUCGAAGACUUUGGAUUCAUACCAAUUCACAACCACCAUCGGCCACGCAAACUCGAGAAAGAAUUCCGUCGUCUCCGCAUCGCAAUAGCAAUCUCAGGCUGGCUGACCUCGAAAGAAGAAGUCGUGGUGCCAUGGCGCUACAUGUCUCCCUCCAUCGAAGGCUUUGCACUACGCUGGGAACUGGAAGCCCUACUCAAACUCGGAAACUCUAUGGACAGCUUUGUUAAGAGCGCAGCGUGGAGUUACGCUAAGGGGCAAAUCAUUAAGCGCACAGUAUUUGGUGCCUUAUCAGCCGGACUCUGGCCCCUCGCAUUACUCAAAGUGUCAAAAGUCCUUGACAAUCCAUUCAGCGUUGCCAAAGUCCGUGCAGACAAAGCAGGUGAAGUCCUCGCCGAUGCCUUAAUCAACAAGGUCCAAGGCGAGCGGCCCGUAACACUCAUCGGAUACUCGCUAGGCGCCAGGCUCAUUUUCGCCUGUCUCCAGAGCCUAGCGGACCGCAAGGCCUUUGGGCUCGUUGAAUCCGUGGUACUACUUGGUUCGCCCACCCCCUCCGAUGCCGCAGACUGGAGGAAAGUACGUAGUGUGGUAAGUGGACGAGUCGUCAACGUCUUCUCAACCAACGACUAUAUUCUCGCAUUCCUCUAUCGUACCUCCUCGGUGCAAUAUGGCGUCGCGGGUCUACAACCUAUCCUUGGCGUUUCAGGGGUCCAGAACGUAGAUGUUUCGGAGCUUGUUAACGGGCAUUUGCGAUAUCGAUACCUCACCGGCUCUAUCCUCAAGAAAAUAGGCUUUGAAGACAUUGAUAUCAAGGAAGUUGAACAGGAAGAAGGCGAGAUGAAAGCCGUGGAAGAAAUGGAGCGGAAGGAACGAGAGAAGAAAGAAAAAAAGGGGAAGAGCGAGGAUGAGGAGGCAAAGGAAUUGGAGAAGGAGGUGGAUAAGCGGAAUCAGGAGAGUGUCAUCAAUUGGGCUAUGGAAAAGGUUAAGUUGGGAGGGAUAUGGGGGAGUGGGAAGGAGGAGGAGAAGACAAAGGCAGAAAAGAUGGUAGAGAAAGAGAGGGAGAAAGAGUCGAAGAGUCAAAGCCAGGAAUAAGGCGCAGACGCAGAUAAAGACACGGGGAGAGAAGAGUGAGGGUUGAUGAGAGAGGGUGCGAUAUGAAAUACAGCCCUGACUGACACACGUUGGUCUGGGGAUGUAGAGUUUACG
Messenger RNA from Lindgomyces ingoldianus, 2452 nucleotides. RefSeq names its product DUF726-domain-containing protein. The transcript has a single exon. The record is from RefSeq and is a predicted model, not a curated record. The coding region runs from base 170 to 2338 and encodes 722 amino acids. Lineage: Eukaryota; Fungi; Ascomycota; Dothideomycetes; Pleosporales; Lindgomycetaceae.